Messenger RNA from Dendronephthya gigantea, 713 nucleotides. RefSeq lists its product as uncharacterized. NCBI's taxonomy places the organism in Eukaryota, Metazoa, Cnidaria, Anthozoa, Malacalcyonacea, Nephtheidae. Bases 153 to 713 code for a protein of 186 amino acids. The transcript is spliced from 3 exons. The record is from RefSeq and is a predicted model, not a curated record.
UCGAACAGCGAGAGAGCGUUCAACUGCGCCUUGAAUUAACGUUUUCUUUCGGGAAAAAUAUUGACUAUUUGUAUUUUUGCAAAGUGUUAGGAGGUAAAACGGAAUAGUGAUUUUGCGUUACUGGCAAGACAUCUGUUGGUAUAGUGAAAAGUAUGGCAAAAGAAAUUGGCGCCUCUUCCUGUAAAAGGAGUACGCGACGUAUUCUUAAAAUAUUUUUCCUGAAUUUCUGGAUAAUAACGUUAAGUUCACAAGCGAAUGGUAAAGUGACGGACAUUUGUUACGGCGGUCCUAAAGAAGAUCGCCGUUUGGAAAGUAAUGCCACGAUCUCUCUUAAGCUAGUUCAUGUGAACUUUGCUAUUGAGUGCAUUCUGGAGUGUGCACAGGAUAAAACAAGAUCUUGUAGAUCGGUUAACUACAAAAUAUACUCAAAUUCUGAAGGAGAACUAAAUUGUGAACUACUUAAAGUCGAAGAACAAGAAGAGAAUUUAAAGAAGAACGAGAGUUAUGAGUACUAUAUUGUCCAAAACAAUAGAAAAGUUGCUGAUCAUUUCCAAUCAAAUCCUAAGCCUUCGGCAACGGAAAAAACACUCGAAACAGGUAAGACGUGUAGAAAGCAUACAUUCGGUCAAAUCGCGAAAGUGUUUCUUCAAGCUUUGCUUUCCACAUGGAGGCAGAUUUCCAUUGUUAAACCAGGCCUUCAUCACUGCAAUUGA